AUGGGGCUCAUCGCAGACACACCCACAAUAAUCAAAGCUGCAGGUAUCCCCCUAUCUCGCGGCAUAGACGAUCCUCGACCACCAGAAAUUAGUGUCACCAAGGGCAUCAGAUUCAACGAGGCUGGAGACAAUGCACGCGAAAACUUUGUUUUGAGUGAAGAAACACAGGAGAACAUUACAAAGACGAAUCGCAGGCCAUAUGAUCGUGUUGUUUGCGGUGUGCUGCUGAGGGCGUAUAUGCUUGCCCCUCGCCAGUUUCGUGUAAGUGGGGAUGGCAUGUGGGACGAUGAAAUGGAAUGGGUCCCGGUUCGCAAAUUAUACCAUGACUUGUGGCCAGAUGAAGAGAUCAACAGUCCGUUGGAAUAUUAA
Messenger RNA from Talaromyces rugulosus, 369 nucleotides. RefSeq lists its product as uncharacterized. The record is from RefSeq and is a predicted model, not a curated record. The transcript is spliced from 3 exons. Lineage: Eukaryota; Fungi; Ascomycota; Eurotiomycetes; Eurotiales; Trichocomaceae. The coding region runs from base 1 to 369 and encodes 122 amino acids.